AACAAUCAUAGCAUACAUAAGCUGUAAAAGCAUUGAUAUGUGUUGUUGUUAUACAAUAACAUACAAUACAGUCGUAUAUUAAUUAAUAUAACACUUGAUUUGUGUUGUAAUGUAUUAGUAGUGAAAUACUUCAUAACAUUGUAUUUAUGGCAUUGUAUUAGUAAUUAAAGUGAUUGUUGUUUAUAACCAUUUGAUAGCAUAUUAUUAGUCAUAUAUAUAAUACAAGACUGUAAUCAAAGUGUGGUUAAGACAAAGUGGUCAUAAGUGACGACCAGACCAUCGCUACCAUUGAUGGACUCAUUUGUUGAUAUUUGACUCAACCAAUUGUGUCAAUAAUAUCACAUCCCAUAAGAUAUAUCAUCACUUGAGUUGUCAAUCACUUUCACUAAACAAUCAAAAGGCAUAACAAUUGCUGUCAUCACUUGAUUGUCACUACUUUGUCAUUGACUGCUAUUUUACACAAGAAAUUGACAUAUUAUCACAUUUAUUGUCGAUGUCAUUGGUUUAGCACUAAUCCAAGGCUUAUAAUAUAAGUCUAAAUCCAUCAAAAAAAGACAAGUGUUUGUUAUCAUUGUCUAACUUAUAAAUCAUAUUUAAUUUUGUUUAAUUGCCAUCAAAAUCAUCUCAAGUAAUGCCACUCUUCGGCAAGUCAUCAAAGAGUCCGUACGACUUAAUAAAGUCGUUGUCAGAGGCGUUGACAGCACUGGAAAAGGGCGACAAAAAGGCCGAUAAGGCUCAGGAAGAAGUAUCAAAGAAUUUGGUGCUAAUGAAGAACAUGUUGUACGGGACUAAUGAAACGGAGCCACAGACUGACAUAGCAGUGGCACAGUUAGCUCAGGAACUGUAUAAUUCAAAUCUGUUGUUAUUAUUGAUAAACAAUUUGUCGCGUAUCGAGUUCGAGGCCAAGAAGGACGUGGCGCAGGUUUUCAAUAAUAUAUUGCGCCGACAAAUCGGCACCCGAUCGCCGACUGUAGAGUACAUGUGCACUAAACCAGAGAUAUUAUUCACAUUAAUGGACGGAUACGAGAAGCACGACAUCGCACUUAAUUGUGGAUCAAUGCUUCGGGAGUGCGCCCGAUAUGAAGCAUUGGCUAAAAUAAUGCUUCAAUCAGAGGAUUAUUAUAAAUUCUUUGAUUACGUGGAAGUGUCGACAUUUGAUAUCGCAUCGGACGCCUUCUCGACAUUCAAAGAGCUUCUAACCCGACACAAGAGUUUAAGCGCCGACUUCUUAGAGCAGAAUUACGACCGAUUUUAUGGUUGUUAUCAAAAUUUGCUAAAUUCAGGCAAUUAUGUGACUAAAAGACAGUCACUAAAACUAUUAGGCGAACUAUUACUGGACAGACAUAACUUUACAGUAAUGACCCGUUAUAUCAGUUCACCCGAUAAUUUAAAGCUAAUGAUGACAAUGUUGAGAGACAAGUCUCGAAACAUACAGUUUGAGGCGUUCCACGUGUUUAAGGUGUUUGUGGCCAACCCUAAUAAACCCAAACCCAUACUCGAUAUACUAUUGAGGAAUAAGGAUAAACUCGUCGAGUUUUUAACCAAAUUUCAAACCGAUAGGUCAGACGAUGAACAGUUCAACGAUGAAAAGGCUUAUCUUAUAAAACAAAUACGUGAACUCAAACCAUUAGAUACCGACCAAAAUCAUUGAACACAUCUUUAAAUUAAUUAAUUAUUAUUAUUAUUAUUAUUAU
This is a messenger RNA of Oppia nitens, 1694 nucleotides long. It is a transcript of the gene Mo25, whose product is annotated as protein Mo25-like. Lineage: Eukaryota; Metazoa; Arthropoda; Arachnida; Sarcoptiformes; Oppiidae. Gene Ontology annotation, molecular function: protein serine/threonine kinase activator activity. The record is from RefSeq and is a predicted model, not a curated record. Gene Ontology annotation, biological process: intracellular signal transduction. Bases 632 to 1651 code for a protein of 339 amino acids. The transcript has 2 exons.